This is a messenger RNA of Fragaria vesca subsp. vesca, 1757 nucleotides long. RefSeq names its product serine/threonine-protein kinase-like protein At3g51990-like. The transcript has a single exon. Gene Ontology annotation, cellular component: plasma membrane. Bases 132 to 1610 code for a protein of 492 amino acids. Gene Ontology annotation, biological process: protein phosphorylation. Gene Ontology annotation, molecular function: ATP binding; protein kinase activity. NCBI's taxonomy places the organism in Eukaryota, Viridiplantae, Streptophyta, Magnoliopsida, Rosales, Rosaceae. The record is from RefSeq and is a predicted model, not a curated record.
AAUUUUGCUAGUGGCAACUCCUAACCUCACCUCAAACACCACCCAACACUCUCUCUUACAUUUUCUUUUUCUGUUCUUCAAUCCCAAAACUCCAAAGUAACAAUCUUUUUUCUUCUUCUGAGAUUAGAAAAAUGGGGUACCUUUCUUGCAAAGCUGAAUCUGCUAUCUCCGUCGCCAAUUCCCAGACCCCAUCGUCAGCAUCAUCAUCAUCCCAUGAGAAACCCAUCAAGAUCCAACACUUCGAUUACAGUGAUCUCGUGGCUGCCACCAAUGGCUUCUCUGAUCAGAAGCUUCUAGGCAGAGGCAGCCAUGGCUAUGUCUACAAAGCUGUACUCCGUGGCCGCCUUGUUGCCGUCAAGAGACCCUCCAGUGCUCGCUGCCAACUUCCCAGACCCACCUCGGUUUCUGGGCCUGAACCCACCAACGAGGUCGACAACGAGAUCGAGAUCUUGUCAAAGAUUCAUAGCCCAAGACUUGUCAAUCUUCUUGGGUUCUCCAACGACUCGAAAGAUAGGCUGUUGGUGGUGGAGUUCAUGAGCAACGGUACUCUCUAUGAUGUCUUACAUUCUUCUAGUACUAAUAACAAUAAGCCUCCCAGUUGGGGAAGGAGAAUUAGAUUAGCUUUGCAAACUGCUAAGGCCAUUGACACUUUACAUUCAUCAAACCCACCUGUAAUUCAUAGAGAUAUUAAGUCUGCAAAUGUUCUUAUUGACCGUAGUUACAAUGCUCGGUUGGGGGAUUUUGGGUUGGCUUUAAGGUGCCAUUUGGAUGACUAUAAGCUCCGGUCAACCCCGCCGGCGGGAACUAUGGGGUAUUUGGAUCCUUGUUAUGUGACCCCGGAUAAUUUGAGCACUAAGACUGAUGUGUUUAGUUUUGGGAUUUUGUUGUUGGAGAUUAUAAGUGGGAGGAAGGCUAUUGAUGUCGGGUUUUCGCCACCUUCAAUUGUGGAUUGGGCUAUUCCGCUUAUAAAGAGAGGGAAGCUAAUUACUGUUUAUGAUCCUAGGAUUGUGCCUCCUAAAGACCCUGUUGUGAGGAAGCAGCUGGCUGUCAUUGCAGCAAAAUGUGUGAGGUCUUGUAGGGAGCGGAGGCCGUCGAUGAAGGAGGUGGUGGUUUGGCUUACUGGGUUGAGUAAAUUGGUCCCUCUGCAUUCAUGGAAUAAUUUUAACAAUCCAUGUACGAUGGUGGAGACCAUGGGGCAACCGGUUGAAUCAAGGGCUUCACAGAUGAAUUUGAAGCCACAUGGGUUCGGAGAAGAGCAUUUUGAAAGCAUGGAAGCUAAGUUGGCUAGGCAAGCUAUGAGGAAUUCGAGGAGGGUUUAUUCUGAUUUGGGGUUUAGUAGCAAUUUGAUGGAGCUUAUGGCUGGUACUGAUGAAGAGUCUGAAUUUCGGGGUAAGGGAGAUGGACACGAGCCCAAUUCUAAGCCAGUAAAUCGGGUUUCUAGAUUUAGCAGUGCAAGAUACUUUAGCCGAGGGAGUAAUCAGUCAACGCCUAGUAAUGGGAGAGAAGUCCCUCAUUUGAAUCGAAAUCAUUCAUUCGGACAGAGGUCAUUUAUAUGUUCAAAAAGAGAUGAUACCAUUUCGCAUGCAAGUGAUAUCCAGUUUGCUGCAUAAAUAUUAUUCAAGUGAAUAGAAUGAAGGACCUGUAAGCUUUCUGGCUUGCAAUUUAUACAUUGAUGUAGAGUUGUUGGUAUCUCAUUUAUUCUUGAUUUUGUUACCUGAUAUCUGUGUAUUCAUUUAUUUGUUAAUGUUUUAUCAAUU